AUACUAGCCGUAUACCCAAUAUCAGGAUAUGGCCUAGAGUGACGCAUGAUGGAUACUACUUCAUUAAUGCUACUCUUUUAAAUGGAGUUACUGGUGUUAUGGUACAGGUGCUAUAUCUCAAUGGGACAGUGUUCUUCAAGCAACCUAUCCUAAGGAAUUCUUUGCACCAUUAUGUUAUAGCUAACAGCAGUACUCGCUUACCUAAUGGGACCUUUGAUGUAUUUGUGUAUCCAUUACUGAGUGAUGGAAGGUCAUUUGAUAGUAAUCAUACUGCAAUGAACUUCUCAGUAACUUGUACGAUGAGCCAUGAUCCAAGUGAUGAUACACCAACUACUAAGAAAAGAAAUGUACCUGUUGGAUUAAUCAUCACUGUUCUGAUCUGUGCACUAGUAUUAUUGAUUGUUGCUAUAAUUGCAGCUAUUCUGCUAGGAGUGAGAAUGAGGAGAAGAGGACGAUGGACACCUCAUCCUAAUGAUGGAGGAAGAAGAGAUGAUGGAGGAGGAGGAGAUGACGGAGGAGGAGGAGGAAAUGAAGGAAGAGUUGAUGAAGGAGGAGCAGUAUUGAGACGAAUAAAUGGAGGGGGAGAUAUUGAAAUAGAUAAUGUUGUUGCUAAUCAUAGUGGCAAUGAAGAAAAUAAUGAUAUAGGACAAAGACAGGUACAGGUAGAUAAUGUAGAAAAUGGGGACAACACGGUCAACACUGGUGAUGAGUCUAUUAAUACUUCUACUCCUUCUCUACAUAAUGGAGGACAAAUAGAACCAGCUACUGCGGAUAAACAUGAAGAAACUGCUACUGUGGACAACGCUUCAGCUCAAAGCAAUCUUGCAAAACCAACGGAAGCUACAGAAGUAGGUAAAGAAGAUGGACCUGUUAUACCGGCAGAUCAAUCUUGUGGACUUCCAACAGCUCAAGAUACAACUUGUAGCUCUGAAGUCAAUUCAUUGAGUACUCUUUUGCCACAAGAUGAUUUUCCUCCAAAAAGCACAUUUACGUGGGGUAUAUUUAAGAAGAAGACUCAUCAAGGACACGAUCAGCCAGUGCCACCAAAUGAAGAGUUGGAUCAGUUACAAGGAGAUGAUUUUGCGUUGCCUGAACCUAUUGCUGAUACUGAUAAUGAAGAAAAACCUGAUUUGGUUCAUGGCAUCAUGGCUAGACAACAAAGCAUACCUGUGGAGGAUCAGGGCGCCACUUCACGGUUUGAAUAUUACUCUCCCACCAGUUCACUUAAUACCUGUCAACUGAAAAUUGAGAAGACCAACCAAUGAAUAUUAAGACUAAUCAAGCUGAAUACUAUUUUCCUACUUGCUGCCAAUAAUCAUUGUCUUGCUAAUCAUUUUACUUUGCUAAUCAUUUGCUGCUUUUAUCAUGCAACCACUGUGUGCUUAAACUUA
Amphimedon queenslandica is the source of this 1391-nucleotide messenger RNA. RefSeq lists its product as uncharacterized. NCBI's taxonomy places the organism in Eukaryota, Metazoa, Porifera, Demospongiae, Haplosclerida, Niphatidae. The transcript has 6 exons. The record is from RefSeq and is a predicted model, not a curated record. The annotation marks the transcript as partial.